GUAAACAGGAAAGAGCGGAAGUUCCGUUAGCUUUUCUCCUGUGUGACAGAGAAGGAAGACGGUCGUAUUGUUGUCGUCUCUCAGCUGAAUCUUUGAGCCGUUUGAGCAACCAUGUCUUCAGUUCAGUAUCUGAGAGAGUUUAUCAACGAGCGACUAACUGCUGCUGCGGAAGAAAUCUUCUCAGAGUUUGAAAAAACGAUCGUCCAGUACGAGGAAGUGAUCGACCGUCAGCGCAGACUGCUGGAUAUCACCUGGAAACCCGAGAUAAAGCUGCACACAGCAGGCCUCCAGCAGCAGCAUGUCUAUAAGGAGGAGGAAUUUCUCAUUAACCAGCAGCUCUGUAAUGAGGAGAACCGCGGGGAACCAGAGCCUCUCCAGAUCAAACAUGAACAGGAGGAUUUCUACAGCAGUCAGGAGGGACAGCAGCUUGCACUGAAGGAGGACAUUGAUACCUUUAUGGUGACUGCUGCUUAUGAGGAAAGAGCCCACGGUGAACCAGGACCAGACAGGGAGCAGCUCCUCUCUCACAGCUUCCUGAUAGCUGAGGGUCAAGAUCAGGGAGGAAGCAACUAUGUAGAUUUAGGAUCAGCACAUAGUGCAAACAGAAGUCACAGUACCGAUGCAGAAGACUCUCCCACGUCAGAGGGUCAGUGUAACACUGACAUAGGUAAAAAGUCAGUAACAUGCAAUGUUUGUGGAAAAUUGUUUAAGAAUAAAUACAAAAUACACGAACAUCACAGAAUCCACACAGGCGAGAAGCCCUAUCUUUGUGAAACGUGUGGGAAAAGUUUUACUCAAGGUGGUAGUCUGUUGGUUCACAUGAGGACCCACUCGGGUGAGAAACCGUAUACCUGUAACACCUGUGGUGAAAGAUUUUGUUACUUAUUAGCACUUAAAAAGCACAAGGCGGUGCACACAGGUGAAAAUCCAUUUUUUUGCACAACGUGCGGGAAAACGUUCACUCAAAGGGGCAGUUUGUUGGUCCACAUGAGGAUCCACUCAGGAGAGAAGCCGUAUUCUUGCAAAACAUGUGGGAAAAGUUUCACUAAAAAAUGUACUUUAUUGGUGCACGUGAGAAUUCACACCGGUGAGAAGCCAUACACUUGCAAAGUAUGUGGGAAAAGUUUUACCCAAAGAGGUGGUUUGGUAGUCCACAUGAAAACUCACGCAGGGAAAAAGUUUUAGUUCUGAAUAUUUAGCAGGGAACAGUGUAUUUAUGAAGCCGAGCUUGACAAAAGUAUCGAACCCGUUAACAGUAAAGCUUUCACAAUCAGAGCUGGCUUUACACACUUCCUGCUGCUCAAUAAAAGGUCUUUAAAAGUCUGAAAUUAAGGUCAUGACUGAUCUCAAAAGCUCAUAUAUGUUCCAUAAAUGUGAUGAAAUAAUGAAAUCUGGCGAACAAAAAAACAUCACAAUUUAAACGUCAGUUUUUCUGCGUGUUCUCGGCUCUCACCGGUGAUGAUGCAGAUUUAUGUAUAUUAAGAUGUAGUGAUGUGAACCGGCGCUAACCUAAUAGCUUACUUGUAGUCUUCUGAUAUUCUUCUAUUAAACAGCAGCCUGUAGACGAUAGCACUUAGUAUGAACACUGUAGAUGCUCACGCCUGUUUCAGAAAUGGGAAAAUAGGAGGCGGGAAGUAGAGUCCCAUAUCCAUACUGGCACUUAACAUGUCUUUAGUUCAGAUGACGAAUAAUCUCAUUCUGUAAACAUAUGAAGGUAGAACAGUAUUAGGAACUAACAUUUGUCUGAUUUUUAACUUUACAGUUAUUUAUGUUUUUUAUAUAUAUGUGUGUGUAAAAGCAGAAACAGUAGGUGAAGGAAAAGUGUAAGAUUUCGACUAAUGUGUUUCCCACUUUAACACACACUCACUCCUCUUCAUGAUGAAAACAAAGAUUGGGUGUAUUAUCCUGUGCGUCUGCAGCAGAGUUCAUCCUCAUUUCUGCAGCCGUGAUCGAACAAACAUGUAAAUCUAAAAUUGAAUCAUUCUCAGCAGCAGAUCUCAAACAAACUAUAAAAUAAAUAUGAAAUGACUGUUGGCCAUUAAAAAGCAUUUGGCUAGUGUAGGUGACUAAGAUGCAGCUGUAUUGUUUUUGCAGUGUGAACAGCCGCGGUGCUGUGAGUUUGAACAUAUGACUAACGAAAGGAUCAAAACUGUUUGUUGAGGAGAUUUUUGCACUUGUGAGUCGAUUUCUACCAAACUAGUAGGACCGCACGAUUCUGGCAAAAAUAAUUCUCCUAAUUUUUUGAUCAAUAUUGUGAUCAUGAUUAAUUGUUGUGAUUAUUCAUGUAUUUUAGUGACAAAAGGCAUUUACUGCAUGUAAACAUAACACUGCUUUUACAUCCAUAAUGCAACAUUCCUAAUAUUACUCACCCACAUUCCAAAAUAUAUAUAUAUAUAUAUUAACGAAUUAAUUAAAACACUUUUCCAGACCGAUAUGGUGCAAGCCUGAUGUAAGCGCAUCCACUUAACACUAAAUGUAAAGUCUUUCCCUGCAUUCACUGUACCUGCAUGAUGGAUGUAGAUCGACAGCUCUGACCUCCCUCUGCGUUUCCCUGCGUGCUUUUGCAUGCAGUGCAGGUAUCUCCUCUUCAGGAAUAGAACUGAGUGAGCGAGUCCGUGUGCUGAAACCUUUAUUGUGGACAUGACGAGUCAAUGUCAGAUAAUUCACGUCAGUAACCAUUUCUUUAUUUUUUUAGCCUUUGUGCGUCAGUCGUGCUGCAGUUCGUGGAUUGUUUUCAGGCGUUUAACCUCCUGGGACCUGCCGUCCACAUGUGGACGUCACAUUUUGGGUUAUUUAGACCAAAAUACUCAGUUUUGCUCUACCAGGGCCUGAUAUCCACUUACGAGGACGUUAUACUGCUACUGUUCUAUCAGAAUU
Molecule: messenger RNA, 2877 nt
Organism: Haplochromis burtoni (Burton's mouthbrooder)
Lineage: Eukaryota; Metazoa; Chordata; Actinopteri; Cichliformes; Cichlidae
Product: zinc finger protein 16
Exons: 2
Coding region: 112-1185 (357 amino acids)
Biological process (GO): regulation of transcription by RNA polymerase II
Molecular function (GO): RNA polymerase II cis-regulatory region sequence-specific DNA binding; DNA-binding transcription factor activity
Source: RefSeq, a predicted model, not a curated record